UCAGCGAGGCUGGAGAUGUGAUUCUGCCGCUCCGUGCAUGACAAAGGCAGUACAAAUUGUUAUCGUUGUUGGCCGAUCAGUGGCGUUUCUGUGCCUUUCUGACCUAUUCCUUAUCGCUUGCAUGUCUCAAUGGCUUGGUUGUAGCCCCGCCUGGCGGCUGUUUUGGAGCCCUCAGACCCGCCCCUGCUUGCACACACACUCCGUCCCGGUUCGCUGGUUGAUACCGUGCCUCGCAUGGUCCGGCUCCGCUAGCGCCCGCGGUCCCUCUCCGCCUUCCCGGGAGAGGGGGCUGGAGCAGCGGUGGCAUCAUGUCCCGGGACCGCUUCGGCGUCCUCAGUACCCGGCAGCUGAGGGAUGUGUUGGAGGACGAAGAGAAGUUGUGCAGGAUGGUGCAGCUGAGCCCGCAGUUACAGACUCUGCAGCUGGAGCGCGAGAUCAUCCUAGCCAGUAAUCGGAAGAUGGCUGAAGAUAAUCUCAACCUGCAGCCUCAGCUAGAUGACAAAAAACUGCAUUUGGCCAGGAAGUACCAAGAGUUGCAGGAAGUGACUGCAGUUUAUGAGGACAAGCAGGCAAAACUGGCUGCCUACCUGGAAAGAUACAGUCCCAGGACCGCGCUGGAGAUCCUGCAGAGGGAGGCUAUCAAAAAUGAAGAGGAAUCUGAGGAGAUCACUGACACAUUUUUGGCUGGUAAGGUGUCAUUGGAAAGUUUUCUGGAGAAGUUCCACAGGACCAGAAAAGUUUGCCACAUGAGAAAGACGCAAGUAGAGAAGCUCCAGGACCUGAUAAAAAAGGACAGGAAGAAGAAUCAGCAACAAGUGGUGCAUCAACGGCUGGAGCAUCGAGUGGCUUCGCAUAAUGUCCCUCCUCGUUCGCAAAAUGGACCCACGGCUCAUGGACUGCACCAGCGCUCUGGUUUUGUGCCUGCCAUUGAGGUAACAUCCCGAGCUGCAAGCCCAUUCUCCAUGCCUUCACCUCUCCCUCAGAGCAAGAACCUGCCUCCUCUCAGCUCCCGGGAGCGUCAGCCUGUGGUUUCACGUCCCAACACUCCAUUCACACCCCAGGGCUUUCGCUCAGGCCUGCGCAUGCUGGGACAGCUACCCAUCUGGACUCCAAGGCCAUUUAAGCUUCAGAGAGCACACCCAGUGCAGAAGCAACCUCCUUACCGAUAAGAGCACCAAAAGUUACACACGGCAGAUCAAACUGCAGGUGGCAAAAGAUGGAAUGAUACAUGGAAAGGCAAGAAAUAACUUACAUGGCAAAGAGAGAGCAAAUGAAAUGAGUGCUAAAAUGCUAAACAUUUGUUUGGGGAUGAAAGAGAUAUUCAUAUUGUGCCCUCUAGGCUUCUGAGUGGCCAAGCAAUAUGGUUCUCACAACAGAGGGUGAAGGCCUCAUGCCUACUUCAGCAACAUAAGCACAAAUUAUUACCUCCAAGCUUCUGGAUGUAGGAACCAUACUUUUCAUUUCUGCUAAUGUUGUACAAUAUGAACAAAACUUGGCCAUGGCUGAAUGAGAAAAAAAUCCCUCCAUUUUCACCAGAUGGAAUUUUCUACUGUUUUAGUUCUUUUUCUUGGGAGGAUGCAGCUUACUUUCUAAAUCCAGCUAUUUCCAGGGAGACACCAGCUACUGGCCUUGAUUAUAUCAGCCCAGAAAUGAAUAGAUAUUUGAGAGACUUGGCAAUUUUUAUUUAAUUUGUUAUGUAACUACUAUCUGAUGGACUUAAUGAGUUGGAGAAAUGGAACCCUAAAAGGAAAUUCAUCUGACCUCUAAGCGUAGCCAACGGAUUGAGUUCUAUAGAUGCCAGAGGAACAUAGAUUUGUGUAAAGAAACUGGGCAAUAUUCCUCUGAUCUAAUUGUGUCAGUAUUGUUUUGCUAUGUCAUGGUUCCUGUUGGGUUUUGCACAGACCAUUAUCAAACUGGUCCAGGUAAUAGCUAAUGCAGCUCAAACGGUCUCUUAGAUCCACCCUGAAAAUAAACCAAUGCAGCAUCUAUUUGAAGAUCUCCCUCUGACAGUUAGUAAACAAGAAAGGACAGGCCAGAUUCUGGUAAUCUUCAGAAUUUCCCCAUGGUACUUGUCAGUGUGUAGUUACCUGUCUUUGAACUGGCCUGUUUAUUUUGAUGUGGCUACAUGUCAUUCUCAGGAAUGAAAGUCAGUCAAGUAAAUGUCCAUUUUAGAACUGCUGCAUAAUUUUUAAAAGGUCUGCAUGCAUAAAGGAAUACAUUAAUUAGUGGGCUCAGAUUGCAUUCAUGCAUAUGCAAAUGAAUCAGUUUUAUCAGCACAUACAAGAAAACCUAACUCAGCUGCACUCACUCAUAGACAUUUCUGCCCCCAACCUUUACAGUUGCUACACUGCAUCUCCUUUUUCAGAUCCUUAUGACACAGUUCAUACUGGAACCAGAGUAGUACAGCUUCUUCCACCUGAACUGUAAUGACCCAAAAAUACAUAAUAUUGUGAUGCUGGACAAACAAUGUCAUGUUUCAAAAUGACACACUUUGUUACAGAUUUCAGAAUAUCUUUAAGGAACAGAAAACAAAUCAUUGGCCUGCAAACUGAAAUUUACAAGUAGUUAUAAAAAGUAUUUUCCAUCUAAGGUGCAUGGAUGUCAAUGACCCACUAUUUAUCAUGAUAACUGUUCACCAAUGUCCUUUCUUACAGGCAUCAGGAAAUGAAGUGGAUAGAUCAUGCACAAAAAAUGGAAUUAGAGGGAGCAUUGAUUAUAAUUGUGUUGUGAAUGAAUUUGACAGGAGGGCACAGUGGUAGCACCCUUAAGUCUGGGCCAGAAGCCCAGUGUUCAAAUCUCAUGCCAGGUGUUGUUGGCCAAAGUGCAUUGAUAAUGUGGCCAAACAGGUUGAUUGUUAGCCUGUAAACUCCUCCAGUAUGCCUAAUGGUAGGCGGUAGGAGUGGGGGAGUUUCCUCAUCAGCCAUCCUUCAGAAGGCGAAGAAUAACCUUAAGAGUGGAAAAAUUCCGAAGUCCACGACCUACCCCUCGGUAAGAAGGACAGGAGAUAAUAGAGAGGACAGUGAAUGAAUUCAACAAUUUACGAACAGUUACAGUGAUCUGAAUUCACAUAUAUAAAUUCACCAGCUUCAACUUGCACUUCCUGCACCACUGAUGCACAGUGACAGCACUGUGUACCAUCCGCAAGUGUAGUGAAACUGUAGUGAAACAUUAGAUACACUCAUCCAGGGCUCCCCCAACAACAUCUUCCAAACUCAUGACCUUUACUACCAACAAGAGCAGUAGAUGCAGGAACACCACCUAUGUGUUCUCUUCCAAGUCACAAACCAUCCUGACUUGGAGCUAACACGGUGUGAAGCAGGAUGAACACAGCAGGCCAAACAGGAUCAA
This is a messenger RNA of Stegostoma tigrinum, 3348 nucleotides long. RefSeq names its product VPS37D subunit of ESCRT-I (gene vps37d). NCBI's taxonomy places the organism in Eukaryota, Metazoa, Chordata, Chondrichthyes, Orectolobiformes, Stegostomatidae. Gene Ontology annotation, biological process: protein targeting to vacuole; protein targeting to membrane; ubiquitin-dependent protein catabolic process via the multivesicular body sorting pathway. The transcript has 4 exons. Gene Ontology annotation, cellular component: ESCRT I complex. Bases 309 to 1169 code for a protein of 286 amino acids. The record is from RefSeq and is a predicted model, not a curated record.